UUGACGGCGGGACCCCUGAGAAUGAAUGCUGCAUCGCGGUCUGAUUCGCACUGGAGUCCCUGAGGGGUUGGGAAUUGAUGGAGGAGGUUGCGUCGCACGGCGGAACCCUAGAUUGAUAUGCGACUAUACGUUUGUCUUGUUGAUGACAGAUAGACCGCUCUAGAUAUUUUGAACAAAACCUAGAACCGAGAGGUACCCAGCUUCCAGCGCCUUACGCAGCCCCUAAACCCUAAAAACCCCUCCCAUCCAAAUCCAGGAGAACAACAAUGGCAGCAAUCAUACGCAGCAAGCUCCGUCUCCUCUCACCCGAUCUCCCUCAUCGGAUCCGCCAUUUCGCAACUUCGAUCUUGAACCCAGAUUCGAAAACCGCGCUCUCAAGCAAGGAGAAAUCUCGAGCCGCCCUCUCUCUGCUCCAAACCGAGACCAACCCGGAGCGCAUCCUCGACAUUUGCCGGGCCGCCUCGCUAACCCCCGAGUCUCACCUCGACCGACUCGCCUACUCCAAGGCCAUCUUGAAGCUCCGGAACUCGAAUUACUUCGGGGGGAUCCGGGAAUUCCUCGAGGAAUCCAAGUCCCGACCCGAUUUCAGGUCCGAAAAGCUCAUCUCCCACGUUGUCGUUCUCUAUGGGCAGGCCGGCAUGCUCAAUGACGCCAUGCUGACCUUUGAGCAAAUGGAGGAGAUGGGAAUCCAAAGAUCGGUGAAAUCGCUCAACUCUCUGUUGUUUUCGUGUCUUCUAGCUAAAAAUUAUGAUGAAAUGAAGAGGAUUUUUGUGGAUUUUCCGAAAAAAUAUGGGAUUGCUCCUGACUUAGGUACCUACAAUGUCAUGAUUAAGGGGUUUUGCGAGUCGGGUUCUGCUAGCUCUGUUUACUCUAUAUUGGAUAAGAUGGUUAGUAAUGAAGUCAGGCCAAAUGCCACAACUUUUGGGAACUGUCUCAGAGGUUUUUACAGUGAGGAAAAGUUUGAGGAUGUUGGAAAGAUUAUGGAUUUGAUGAAACAACAUGGGGUUUCAUCCGGAAUUUCUAUUUAUAACAUAAGGAUUGAGUGCUUGUGUAAGCUCAAGCGGUCUAAGGAGGCAAAGGCUAUGCUUGAUAAGAUUUUUUCCGCGGGUAUAAAGCUGAAUUCCUUUACUUAUGCUCAUUUGAUACAUGGGUUUUGUAAGGAAGGUGAUUUGGAAGAGGCAAUGAAUUUGUACAAAAAGAUGGUUAACCGUGGAUUCCAACCGGAUAGCGAAACCUACUUUAGGCUGGUUUACUUUUUAUGUAAAAGUAAAGAUUUUGAGGGCGCAAUUGCGAUUUCUAAGGACUGUAUGGAAAAGGGAUGGGUUCCAAAUUUCUCAACUAUGAAGAUGCUCGUGGACGGGCUUGUGAGUAUUUCGAAGGUUGAUGAGGCAAAGGCAAUUGUUUCUCAGAUGAAGGAGAAGUUUUCCAAGAAAGCUGACAAGUGGACUGAGAUUGAAGAAGGGCUGCCCAAGUAGGGAAAGGAAGGAUGGGCCCAGAAAAUUUUGCCAAAGGUCUCUCUAUACUUUGCUUCCGGUAUUAUUACUUGGACUUGAUUUCCCAAGCAACAUAUUUCGAGUUCAUUCUCAAAGCUAUUUGAACAUGGGGGAACUAUAUCACCUCAAAUGUAGUUCUUUUUAGCAUGAGAGUCAAGUGAUUACAACUACCUCCAUGCAACAAUAGUUUGAAAACGAUGGCCGAUAUGUUUGUAUUGACCGUAUUCUCAAGUACUCCAUAUGUUUCAUUGCUGUAAUGUGAAAUGCAUAAAUUUUUCUUGCUAAU
This is a messenger RNA of Cuscuta campestris, 1779 nucleotides long. Lineage: Eukaryota; Viridiplantae; Streptophyta; Magnoliopsida; Solanales; Convolvulaceae. The record is from the annotation of a GenBank genome assembly.